CUCUCAUCUACAAAUCGCAGUUUUGUAUACUUCUGCACGAACUCUUGCUUACAUAAGCCCCCCAUCUCUCUCUCUCUCCGUUCGGAUCUCUAUAGCUUUUGCGAUUCACAGAGAAAAACUGGGGGGAAAAUAUGACGAUGUUUCACUUCUUAAACUGUGCAAUUCUAACGUUCGCUCCCCACGCAGUAUACUACUCUGCCACGCCAUUAUCCGAAUAUGAUACACUUGGGACUUCCAUUAAAGCUGCUCUCGUUUAUCUUGGAACAACGUUAGUCAAGCUUGUUUGUCUGGCAACAUUUCUUAAAGAAUCUGAAAGUGACAGCUUUGAUCCAUAUCAGGAACUGUUGAAAGCUUUAAUUGGCUUUAUAGAUGUUGCCGGCCUUUACUUUGCCCUGACCCAGUUGACUCACAGGAAUAUCUCUCAAAAUCACAAGUUCCAAGCCGUUGGACUUGGAUGGGCUUUUGCCGAUUCUGUGUUGCAUAGACUGGCACCCCUUUGGGUGGGUGCUAGAGGACUAGAAUUUACUUGGGAUUACAUUCUGCAAGGCGUUGAAGCAAAUGCAAAUCUGGUGUUGAGUAUUUCCCUUGCUGCAUUGGGAUCUUUGAUUUGGCUCCGGAAAAACAAACCCAAGGCUUUGGUUCCUAUUAUUUAUGCAUGUGCAGCAAUAGUGGCAACGAUGCCAUCAAUCACAAGCUACCUGAGGCGAGGACUGGGAUGGCACUUUCCGAAGGUGGUAAGUUUUGAAUUGUUCACCUCGUUGGUGAUGGCUUUUAUUAGCUGCCAGCUAUUUGCCGCAUGUCAGAGACCAUCUAAUUGAGGAAGCCCUGGACCACCCUCAAUAAUGGAGAUUAAAUCAAAAAGAUGUUGUUAACAAACGGCUUAAUUCUUGUCUGGAUAUCAAGUCUUGGUUACGGGUAUGUCCUGAGGCAACUGUUUGUAUUAUUCACCAGAGUCUACUUUCGAUCCAUAAACUGUUAACAUCCAUGAUAUGAUACGCCCUUCUCUGCUGUGGAACUCCAGCAAAAUUUUGUGCUAUUAAGGAGAUUAGUUUGAGGUAAGGUUCUAUUCAUGUCAACCCGUGUGUACCUUUAUCAUGAAUUACUGCAGUAUUUCCUAGUGAUGGGAAUCUCUU
Messenger RNA from Ilex paraguariensis (yerba mate), 1133 nucleotides. NCBI's taxonomy places the organism in Eukaryota, Viridiplantae, Streptophyta, Magnoliopsida, Aquifoliales, Aquifoliaceae. The record is from the annotation of a GenBank genome assembly.